This is a messenger RNA of Drosophila ficusphila, 1365 nucleotides long. RefSeq names its product lysosomal aspartic protease. Lineage: Eukaryota; Metazoa; Arthropoda; Insecta; Diptera; Drosophilidae. Bases 58 to 1275 code for a protein of 405 amino acids. Gene Ontology annotation, molecular function: aspartic-type endopeptidase activity. The transcript has a single exon. Gene Ontology annotation, biological process: cell death; proteolysis. The record is from RefSeq and is a predicted model, not a curated record. Gene Ontology annotation, cellular component: lysosome.
GUAAAGAGGGCAGAACACUAUACCUUCUGGUAGGAAAAGUUUAAAAAUAGUAUCAAAAUGUUCAAGUAUCUGGUCUUGCUGACCAUCCUGGCCUUGGUCAGUGCUGAGAUCCAGCGGAUAAAGAUCCACAAGAACAGGGAUCACAAGAACACCCGCCACAGUCGCAAGCAGGCGAUCCAGGCCCUGAAACUCAAGUACCACAUAACCGACGAUCUCAUAAUCUACGACGAUGGAGUUCCGGUUUAUGUGCAGCCCGAUUACGGAUACGACUAUCCCAGCCAGAACUCGGACGACUACACCUCCGAGGAGCUGGGCAACUCGAUGAACAUGUACUACUACGGCGAGAUCAGCAUCGGCACUCCGCCGCAGUACUUCAACGUGGUCUUCGACACGGGUUCCGCCAACCUGUGGAUCCCCUCGGCCCAGUGCCUCUCCACCGAUGUCGCCUGCCAGCAGCACAACCAGUACAACGCCAGUGCCUCCUCCACCUACGUGGCCAGUGGCCAGAACUUCUCCAUCCAGUACGGAACGGGCAGUGUCACCGGUUACCUGGCCAUAGAUACUGUUACCAUCAAUGGCUUGGCCAUUGCCAAUCAGACCUUCGGGGAGGCGGUUUCCCAGCCUGGCAGCAGCUUCACCGACGUGGCCUUCGAUGGCAUUCUGGGCAUGGGCUACCAGCAGAUCGCCGAGGACAACGUGGUGCCGCCGUUCUACAACCUCUACGAGCAGGGCCUCAUCGAUGAGCCCGUCUUUGGGUUCUACUUGGCCAGGAACGGCUCCUCGGAGGAGGGCGGCCAACUGGCGCUGGGCGGAACCGAUCUGGACUUGAUCGACGGCGAGAUGACCUACACCCCGGUUGUGCAGGAGGGCUACUGGCAGUUCGGAGUGAACAACAUCACCUGGAACGGAACCGUCGUCUGCGAUGGCUGCCAGGCAAUCGCCGACACGGGAACCUCCCUGAUCGCCUGUCCCCCGGCUGCCUACCAACUGGUUAACUCCCUGAUUGGCGCCACCCUCAUCGAGGGAGACUACUACGUGCCCUGCUCCACCGUGAGCUCCCUGCCCGUGCUCACCUUCAACAUCGCCGGCGCCAACUUCGACUUGCCUCCCUCGGUCUACAUCCAGACCUACACCGAGGGCAACUACACCACCUGCAUGUCCACCUUCACCUACAUCGGCACUGACUUCUGGAUCCUCGGCGACGUCUUCCUGGGCCAGUACUAUACCGAGUUCGACUUUGGCCAGAACCGCGUGGGCUUCGCCAACCUGGCUUGAACCCUCAACGAACGAACGCUCUGUUAAAUGUUUAGUUUAAAGAAGCAUACAUAAUACCAAAAAAAAAAUAUAUCUCUCUUGAUUAAUGAA